Molecule: messenger RNA, 1988 nt
Organism: Cyclopterus lumpus (lumpfish)
Lineage: Eukaryota; Metazoa; Chordata; Actinopteri; Perciformes; Cyclopteridae
Gene: atg5
Product: ATG5 autophagy related 5 homolog (S. cerevisiae)
Exons: 8
Coding region: 347-1174 (275 amino acids)
Biological process (GO): nucleophagy; cellular response to nitrogen starvation; C-terminal protein lipidation
Cellular component (GO): Atg12-Atg5-Atg16 complex; cytoplasm; phagophore assembly site membrane
Source: RefSeq, a predicted model, not a curated record
UCGCUGUUCUGCUCGCUUUCAGCUGUUUUUCCGGUGACAGCAGCGGAAUGACAACAUCGACACACUCGCGGCCCUCCUUCCAUUCAAGCCGCCUUCGGCUCAACGCCGACAACAAGUGAGCGUGUUGCUCCUCACGCGCUGUUUGUGUGACGACGACAAACAACAACAACAACAACAACAACAACAACAAGAACCCGGAAGCUCAGCGCACACGUCAGCGAACAAUCCUUUCGCACGAGCUAAAGCUCGCGGACCCCGGAGCUCGAAGCUAACGCCAGGUCGUCCAUGACGUCUGCGUAGCCCGACAGCAGGACGUUCUUCUAUAUGUGCCACUGGGAGCAGCAGCAUGGCAGAUGACAAGGACGUGUUGAGGGACGUGUGGUUCGGCCGGAUCCCCGCCUGCUUCACCCUGAACCAGGACGAAGUCACCGAGAGAGAGGCCGAGCCCUACUACCUGCUGUUGCCCAGGGUGAGCUACCUGACGCUGGUCACGGACAAGGUGAAGAAGCACUUCCACAAAGCCAUGAGGGCCGAGGACGCGGAGGAGAUGUGGUUCGAGUACGAAGGGACGCCGCUGAAAUGGCACAAUCCCAUCGGAGUUCUGUUCGACCUCCACGCCUCCAACACCGUCUUACCCUGGAGCAUCACGGUGCACUUCAAGAACUUUCCGGAGCGCGAGCUGCUCCACUGCCCGUCCAACUCGGUGAUCGAGGCCCACUUCAUGUCCGGCAUCAAGGAGGCCGACGCCCUCAAGCACAAGAGCCAAGUGGUCAACGACAUGCAGAAGAAAGACCACAAGCAGCUGUGGAUGGGCCUGCAGAACGAUAAAUUCGACCAGUUUUGGGCCAUAAACAGGAAGCUGAUGGAAUAUCCCACCGAUGAAGGAGGCUUCAGAUACAUCCCCUUCAGGAUAUACCAGACGACGAGCGACCGGCCGUUCAUCCAGAAGCUGUUUCGUCCCACUUCACCUGAAGGCACCGCGCACACACUCGGAGACCUGCUGAGAGAGAUGUACCCGGUGGCUUUGCCCACCGACGGUGAGCCCAAGCGUUACCAGGUGGUGAUCCAGGGCAUCGAACCGCUGCCGGAGACGCCUCUUCAGUGGCUCAGCGAACACCUCAGCCACCCCGACAACUUCCUGCACAUCUGCGUCACGCCCGUCCCCUCCGACUGAAGGCCACGCCCCCCAACACCGCCACGCCGUCACCUUGACGACCGGCCCGCCACGCCCAAAACGGGGCGGAAAACAAACCUGAAGGGACUCUCUUAACGAGAAGGAUGAAGACGAACAAAGGAAGGGAGGAGGAGGAGGAGGCCUCCUUUUCCAUCUCGUUGUCUAUUUAUAUGUCUGACUCCUCCCCCUUUCCCCUCAGAACUCCUCUUUGAAGGACUCACAGAGAAGAAGAGGAGGUCCCCUUCCUCCUCCUCUCGGAUCAAACAAGCACCUCCCCUGGGAGGAGAGGAGGUGAACGCAUCCUGCUGAAGUUGCCUUAGUUAAACCGCGUUAUUGCAUUUUUCUUUUCUUCUUUUUUUUUUUUAAUGUGCAAGUAAUUUAAAAUGUCGCUCGCAUUAAAACAUUCGUCUGGAAUAAGAAGAGGAAACAUCACUUUGUUUUUUUUAAAAUUUUGUAUCAUUUGAAAAGAGAGAUGGCCGCUGCGUCCUCAUCUCAAUUAUUAUUGGAUGUAAACUUUCACUUUUUCAAUGUUCCUUAAAAACUCAACGGAUGAACUUAAAGGACUCGAUGCUCGUUGUUUUAUAUCGUUUCCUUGCAGAUGAAUGUCCUGCGUUUGCUUUUCAUUGUAAACUCUUUAGUUUGUGGACAGAAACUAAAUUCACUUUUUACUUUGCAGGAAAUUCAGACGGUUACUAAUCAAAUUUUUUUUUUUGUCAAUUUCUUUUUAUACAUCCGUUCAUACUCAAAUAAAAAUCACAGCAUCAACUGGAACUGAUAUCAAGAAUGACUUCUAAUAAAAGUGAGUUGAUUUAAA